CGUCGAUCGACACACAUACGCACUGAUACAUUGAUACACAGAGGGAUCUAGCCACUGAGAGAGAGAGAGAGAGAGAGAGAGAGAGAGAGAGAGAGAGAGAGAGAGAGAGAGAGAGAGAGAGAGAGAGAGAGAGAGAGAGAGAGAUGGAUGUGGAGGUGGAGGUGGUGGGAGGGGAAGCAGGGCGGUUGGAGAGAUCGGUAGGACAGAGGAAGGCGGCUUUGCAGUCGUCGUUUGGUGUACAGGCGAACGCACUGACUCGCAAGAACUUGCGUCUUCAAGCCCGCCAGUGGAAGACGAACGCCUGUCUCGUCUCUUUUCCCAUCAUCCUCUUUCUGAUCUUGAUUGCUUUGCAAGCUGUCUUUGACAAAUUGCUCUUCGGCGGCUCCGAUUUCAAAUGCGGUUGCAAUGAAGAUCAUCCUGACCAAUGCGGCAUCGAGUUUUCCAACGCCAACCAAGCCGCUUGGUGCGCUAUCAAGGACCCUCCUCUCAAUCCUGCCUUCUUGCAGAUUCCCAAUGUCACAGCCGGGAUGGCGAUGGAUCCCUUCGCUAUGAUAGUUCCCGUGACGGGCAACAACCGGUCUAUGGCAGAAGCAAUCGGCAGUCGUCUUUUUCCCAAUCUUGAGAGUAGUAAUCACCUCCCUCCCUCGUUUAAUUGGACCGAGGAGGGAGCGCUGGAGCUAGCCUUGCUCUCUAUUCUCCCCGUCUAUCCUAACGGAACAACUGCCGCCGGUGGGAUGUCGGUAGUAUCUGGAACCGCCAAAGAACCGACCAUGGGUGCACCCCUCAUUGACCCCGCCUUAACCGGGGAUGAUGCAGAAUGGGACCCUGUUUUCUUAAUUAGCAAUUCAUGUCUGGCCUUCUCAGCGGCCGCCGGAUUCGGUGGGGGGGUAGCCUCGGUAUCAUCGCCAGCCAUGGGCAGCAGUAGUGAUCAGAGCGCGUGGGUGCUUAGACCGACGCAAUUUGGCGGGAAUGAUUUUGGCGGGAAUGUCAGUUUCGUGAAGUCGGGUUCGAAGCUGAAUUUUCUGUUAGGCUGUUACGAGGCCAAGAGUAUUUAUUUCCCGCCAUAUUUAGAUCUUGAUUUCGUUGGCGGGGUUUUCUCAGGUGGUCGUGCUGCGCUCAAGACGACGAAAGGGUUCGAUAGCAGCGUGGAGGCUUUCUUGUAUAAUCGGUACAUCGCUGCUAGACCUAGUGAACAGGAGUUGAAGAAAGAAGCAAAAGAGUAUGUCCCUGGUGUCGUUGCCGCAUACGAUUUCAAGGAUUCCAGCCCGAGUCGACUCGAUCUCAAUGUAUGGUAUAACAAAACCUAUCAGAUGUCUGUGGGCGAUGCCCCCGACCUCACUCUUCGACUCGCUCGGUCUUUUAAUCUCGCAACGAAGGCCUUCUUGUCGUGGGCGAUGGGAGAGAACAACAACAGGAAUCCUGUCAGGGCGUACAGCGGCGGGAUGAAGAGGAGACUCAGCGUGGCCAUCUCGCUGAUCGGCAAUCCGCUGGUGGUGUACAUGGACGAGCCGAGCACGGGACUCGAUCCCGCGUCGAGGAACAACCUGUGGCAGGUCGUGAAGGAGGCGAAGAGAGGCAGGGCGAUCAUCCUCACCACUCAUUCCAUGGAGGAAGCGGAGGUACUGUGCGAUCGCCUCGGCAUUUUCGUUGACGGCCAGUUCGCGUGCAUCGGCAACCCCAGGGAGCUGACGGCUCGGUACGGCGGCACGUACGACCUGACAGUCACGACCCCGCCGGGAGAGGAGUCGGCCGUCGAAGCGCUCGCUCUGUCUCUCUCUCACCGUGCGAAGAAAGUAUACUCCCUUGGAGGAACGCAGAAAUUCGAGCUCCCCUCGUCGGAGGUGGACCUGGCCGACGUCUUCAAUGCCAUCGAACGAGCAAAGACCAAGAUCAACAUCCAAGCCUGGGGCAUAGCCAACACCACGUUAGAGGAUGUCUUCAUCAAAGUAGCGAAGAAGGAGGGAGAAAUUCUCCAUUAAGAAGAAGCUCUCUCUCUCUCUCUCUCUCUCUCUCUCUCUGUGUGUGUGUCUCUCUUUCAUUCCUCUGGGUCAACUGUCCGUUGUGCUUGUCAAUUUUCUUAAUGACGGGUUGCUCCUUUUCCUUUUGAUUUAUUUUUAGAUCUAUUUAUUUGCUCGUUUAUUUAUUUAGUUUUCGAUCUGUUAAUAACACCUUAUUAUCCCCCUUUUCUGUCUCUGGCCUUUUCAUUUUGCCUGCCUUAUUUCUCUUAUGCGAACGCGCGUCAGAAGAUCUUCGCCGCGACGCCGCGACGCCGCGACCCGGGUCGAGGUCCCGCUUGCCUCACAAACACAUAAUCUCGGUAAGUGGGACAUUACCCCGGACCUCG
Molecule: messenger RNA, 2344 nt
Organism: Chara braunii
Lineage: Eukaryota; Viridiplantae; Streptophyta; Charophyceae; Charales; Characeae
Source: the annotation of a GenBank genome assembly